CAACUGCAUAUGUUACAGGAGGUUUUAGAUUUAGGGUUUUUGCUAGUUCGCUUGCUCUCGUACUCACACUCUCACAGAGGCCGGACAUGACGGAAGUAGCGCAUAUCUCCCAGAGCAUUGAAGGCGAAGACAAAGCCACCGAAGACAUGGAAUUGGAAACUGAAGGAGCCGUCCAAAACCCUAACAUUUCCGAAGAAGAGCAUUCGAACGGAGGCGAGAAACCAGAAGUUAAUGGAGAUCAAUCGUCCACGAGGACCCCGAAUGGCGAUUCAAAGCGACCAAGAGAAGAAGGGGAUGAGUCAGACGGAGAGGACGGGUUGUCGAAGAAACAAAAGAUCGAGAAGUCAGUCGAAGAAGAACGCCUUGAAAAGCUACAACAGAGCGAGGAAGACGAUGAAGUGAAAGAAGACGGAAAAGAAAAGGACGAAGAACAAGAAAAAGAAGAAGAAAAGAAAGAAGAUCCUGUGAGUCUCGGUCCAAAGAAAUUCAGCUCAUCGGAAGAUAUGUUUAAUUACUUCUACAAGUUACUCCAUUACUGGCCUCCCAAUAUCAACGUUAACGAGUAUGAGCACAUGGUGUUGCUGGACUUGCUCAAGAAGGGCCAUGCCGAGGCAGAGAAGAAGCUUGGAGGAGGUGUCGGUGCUUUCCAGGUCCGCUACCAUCCAAUGUGGAAAAGCCGGUGUUUCUUUCUCAUCAGGCAUGACGAAUCUGUGGACGAUUUCAGUUUCAGGAAGUGCGUGGAUCACAUACUCCCAUUACCUGAAAACAUGAAAGUGAAGUCAGAUGUUAACAAGGCGUUGGGUGCAAGUAAGAAGGGAGGUGGAGGGCGUGGAGGAAGAGGUGGUGGUCGUGGCCGUGGACGAGGAAGGCGUGCUAGAAAUUGAGAUUGCUUUAUUUAUCAUGAUUGUCAGAUUUCAGUUAUAGGUAUAUCUUUGAGGCCAAAGACAGACUCCAAGAAGCAAAAAUAGGGAAUCACUUUUUGUCUUAUUAUCGUAUUGGGCUCAACGGUCUUUAUUCAAUUCUUUUAGUGUUUACAUGUUUCUUAAAAUAAAUUAUAAUAUGCUGAUCUUUCUUUAUUACUGA
This is a messenger RNA of Nelumbo nucifera (sacred lotus), 1083 nucleotides long. RefSeq lists its product as uncharacterized. The record is from RefSeq and is a predicted model, not a curated record. Gene Ontology annotation, biological process: nucleologenesis; chloroplast organization; chloroplast rRNA processing. Lineage: Eukaryota; Viridiplantae; Streptophyta; Magnoliopsida; Proteales; Nelumbonaceae. Gene Ontology annotation, cellular component: chloroplast; nucleus.